Molecule: messenger RNA, 183 nt
Organism: Paramecium tetraurelia
Lineage: Eukaryota; Ciliophora; Oligohymenophorea; Peniculida; Parameciidae
Exons: 1
Source: RefSeq, a predicted model, not a curated record
AUGGACUCAUACAAUGCAGUGAAUGAUCUGAAUGAAGGAGUUGAAUAUACCUAGAACGUUGAGUAUAGAUAAGGGCUAAAAUCAAACACGUCCGAUGGUUCAGCCUAAUAAACCCAUGAAAUAUAUAUGAAAAGAGAUUAACAAUCAUUUUCAGUUGAUGAUGACGACUUUUACUCGCAGUGA